CGACAGCUGCUUGGCGUCCAGCACAACUUUGCCAGCCUCACGCAGAUCGCCGAUGACGUGCGCUCAAUUCGCAACACGAUUCAAGCGCUCGUCCUUGCGUUCGAGGACGCCGAGCAGCACCUCAUACUACUUGACGCCCACUUUGCGUCGCAGCAGCAAACCGAGCUAGAGCAGUACGAGCACACGCUUCUAGUGCAGAAGGACAUUCGCACGCGCCAGCGCCAGGAAGAGCGGCGAAGGGCCCUCGGGGAUGCCUUUGAGAAGGACCUCAAGACGUACCAAGCGCUCAUAACAUACCAGGGCCACGCGCCCACACGCCCAAAAGCAGCCUACUAG
Messenger RNA from Saprolegnia parasitica CBS 223.65, 336 nucleotides. RefSeq lists its product as hypothetical. The transcript is spliced from 6 exons. The record is from RefSeq and is a predicted model, not a curated record. NCBI's taxonomy places the organism in Eukaryota, Oomycota, Saprolegniomycetes, Saprolegniales, Saprolegniaceae. The annotation marks the transcript as partial.